Penicillium atrosanguineum is the source of this 636-nucleotide messenger RNA. RefSeq lists its product as uncharacterized. Lineage: Eukaryota; Fungi; Ascomycota; Eurotiomycetes; Eurotiales; Aspergillaceae. The transcript is spliced from 2 exons. The coding region runs from base 1 to 636 and encodes 211 amino acids. The record is from RefSeq and is a predicted model, not a curated record.
AUGUCACGCGACUCCAACAAAGGAUAUCACGCCAGCGUCACUUCCUGGAAUUUUGAAAAGCGAGGACCUGAGGUUCACCAAUUCGAAAAGCGAUAUGACUACGCGGCUUUCCUCGGUGACUUUGAAAGGGCAACCAGAGUCGGUCAAGGAGAAGAGAAGUUCUUAGCCUGGGAAUCAGGCACAACCAUGCUCGCUAGUGAUGGGUUCAUGGGAUGUAUUGGGAUCAUGAUCGUUGGGGACGGGGGAGCCAUUAUUGGACAUUACAGCAACACCGAAACGGAUAUACGACAAGCGGAAGCCAAACUGCCAGAACUUAUCAGUGAUAACUCGGCAGCUUUGAGUGGAGCCAGAGCUUACUUGUAUGCACAAGUGAAGCUGAGGCAGCCCGACGAUUGGGUGUCUGAGCCGAACAACUUGCGAUUGAUAAACAUUGUCAAUAAUAAUUUGGACAUCACCCCCGAGCGAGUUAAAUAUAUCGAACCGGAGGAUAUGAUGGUUGAUGAUAAUGAUGAGCUUCUGGAUGAGUGCCCCGAAGAUCUGCUAUAUGGCGCAAUGAUGGUGAAACACACUAGCCAAUCCACCUCGACCACAUUUAUGGACCUUUCUUGGCAGGUAUCAGCUGCCGGAUGGGCUUGA